This is a messenger RNA of Chinchilla lanigera (long-tailed chinchilla), 2772 nucleotides long. It is a transcript of the gene Fastkd4, whose product is annotated as transforming growth factor beta regulator 4. Gene Ontology annotation, biological process: regulation of mitochondrial mRNA stability; mitochondrial RNA processing. Lineage: Eukaryota; Metazoa; Chordata; Mammalia; Rodentia; Chinchillidae. The transcript has 11 exons. Bases 199 to 2094 code for a protein of 631 amino acids. The record is from RefSeq and is a predicted model, not a curated record. Gene Ontology annotation, molecular function: RNA binding. Gene Ontology annotation, cellular component: mitochondrial matrix; ribonucleoprotein granule.
GUCGCUCCGCACGCGUACAAGCGCGCCGCGCCUAGCCGCGUGAGUUGGGGACGGCCCGGGAGACGCAUGGAGGUCAUCGGCGUCGCUCGCCGCGUGGGUCUCGCAGUAGAGGAGGGUCUGCCGAGCGUGGGCACUGAGGGCUCGGAGUGCUUUGGCAUCACCUGCUAGAAGCCUCGCCUCCCAGCCCCCCGGGCCAUCAUGGCCGCACACCUGGUGAAGCGGUGCUCAUGCCUGCUGAGAGAAGCCACUCGCCUAGCGCCUGCUCUGGCUCCAGUUGGCCAGCUGCGACUUGCCAGAGUGGCCCAUAAGACUCUGACCUCCUCAGCCACCUCCCCCAGUUCCUGCUCCCCAAGUUUCUUGAAGGAGCUGGUGCAAAAAGAGCAGGUGUUCACCCCCUUCCCAGAGAAGCAAGAGGUGGACCGGCUCAUCGAGCAGGCUUCCCGGCCGGAGGAGCUGCUCGAGCUCCUGGGUGGCAGUCACAGCCUGAGCCACAAUCACGCGGCACUCAUCCUCAUUCAGCUCUCUCGCCUGCUGUCCCAGAAGCCACAGGACAAGGCCUUGCUCCUAGAGGACAGGCGAUUUCAGCAGCUUCUCCAGCUGGUCAGCAGUCAGGUAUCCUCUGUGUGGCACAAGACCCUCGUGAGGCUGCUGCGGAGCCUGUACAUGCUGGCACUGCCCAGGACCUCGCGGGAGCUGCAGUCGGUGGAGCACGAGGUGCGCUGGCGCCUGCGCAGGCUCAACUACAAGCACUUGGCCUUCCUGGCGGAGUCCUGUGCCACGUCCAUACAAGGGCAGUCCUCCGAGCUGCUGGCCGAGCUCCUGGUGCACCUGGAGAGGCGCUGGACAGAGAUCGAGGACAGCCGCACGGUGGUGACCAUCAUGGUGAAGGUUGGCCACCUCUCAGAGUUGCUGAUGACGCGCCUAGAAGACAAGUGUCUGGAGCUGGUGGAGCAUUUUGGCCCCGAAGAGCUGCGGAAGGUGCUUGUGACGCUGGCGGCUCAGAGCCGGCGGUCGGUGCCCUUGCUGCGGGCCGUCUCGUACCACCUGGUGCAAAAGCCCUUCCCGCUGACAAAGGGCAUGCUCCUGGACCUGGCCUACGCCUACGGCAAACUCAGCUUCCACCAGACCCAGGUGUGCCAGCGCCUGGCCGCCGACCUGCUGCCCCUCAUGCCCAGCCUGACGCCCGGCGAGAUGGCCCGCUGUGCCACGUCCUUCGCCUUCCUCAAGUGGCUCAACGUGCCCCUGUUUGAAGCCUUUGUCCAGCACACCCUACGCAGUGCCCCACACAUCACCGCGGCCCACCUGUGCAGCCUGCUCCUGGCAUUCGCCCGUCUGAACUUCCAUCCUGAGCAAGACGACCAGUUCUUCAGCCUGGUGCGUGAGCGGCUGGGCCCGGCGCUGGCGAGCCUGCAGCCAGCCCUGCAGGUGGACGUGGUGUGGGCGCUGUGCGUGCUGCAGCAGGUGCGGGAGGCCGAGCUGCGGGCCGUCCUGGACCCCGGGUUCCACACGCAGUUUCUCGGGGCUGUGUCCCAGAAGGACCAGAGCACCUUCCAGAAGCUGCUGCACAUCAACGCCACUGCCCGGCUGGAGCGCCCAGAGUACCAGGGCCCUUUCCUGCCAGCCGCAGCCGUGAGCCCCAAACCCUCUGCCCCCGACUGGAAGAUGACCCUCCUGCAACAGGAGCUGCAGCAAGUGCUGCGAGCACUGCUGGGGAGCUCCAGCCUGGGCAGCUUCGGUGUAGCCACGCAGUACGGCUGGGUGCUGGACGCGGAGGUGCUGCUGGACGCGGACGGCCAGUUCCUGCCGCUGCGGGACUUUGCCGCCCCUCACCUCACCCAGCCAGCUGAGAGCCGCCCGCCGCCCCCGGGGGCCAAGAGGGUCGCCAUCCUGCUCUGGGAGUUCCCCAACUUCAACAGCAAAAGCAAGGACCUCCUGGGGCGCUUCGUGCUGGCCCGGCGGCACUUGCAGGCUGCAGGCUUCCUGCUGGUGGACGUCCCGUAUUACGAGUGGCUGGAGCUCAAGUCUGAAUGGCAGAAAGGCGCCUACCUCAAGGACAAGAUGCGCAAAGCCGUGGCCGAGGAGCUAGCCAAGUGACACCGCAUCCCUCGGAACUGCGUGCUCAGGGCUGACUCUGAGGCCAGCGGUGUGGCAGGAGCGGUCACCCUUGAAGACAGACUUCACGGCCCCCUGGCCAAGCUGGAGGUGCCCGGCUGCUCCCCACGAGGGACAAGUCUCCUGGGUAAUAAAUCUUCCACGUUGGUGUCCAGCGGCAGGUGGCUUCCCGGGCCUUGUUACACACGCGCACGUGGGCAGCCCUGCUCUACUUUGGAAGGGAGAACGAGUUUCCAGCCUCUGCUGGCAGCUGGCUGCUUUCUGGGACCUUUCCUGUCACACCUGUGCAUCUGCCCUCCUGAGCCCUGUGCCUGCAGCGUGGCAUCCUGGGGCUCUGAGCCUCGGGGGAUGGGGCGUCUCCCGGGAAAGUGAGCCCCGGGGUUGUCCCUGGUGGCCUCUGAUGGCAGGUGGUGAGAGGCUGAGUGGACACCUGCGAAGAAGAGGCCCACUUGGCCCGAGCUCUGUACAGAGCAAGCCCGGGCCUCCGCCUGACUCGGGCCCACAGAACACAGCUCCCCACCCUCAGGUGGUUGGUGGCGUAAGCUGGGUCCCAGCCUGGCGGGGGCGGGGGCGGGGGCAGUGGCCAGCGCCGGGUCUCACGGCGCACAGUGGGCAGUCUGAGGAAAUAAAGUUGGACCCUGUUCCCUGCUUGAGCUUUUA